AAAUCUUCCCCACAUUGAAAACCUUUCACACAGAGGAGCCGUUGGCCACCCUGACUGUGCCGAUUGUCCGAGGAGAAUGUCUGCUCAAAUACCAGCUGAGGCCCACGUUUGAGUGGCAAAGAGAUGCUGUGGUAGUCGCUGACACGGACGAGUUUAUUAAAGAGGCGACAGAAAUCCCAGGCUUCCUGGAGCGUGUUGAAGAAUGCAAAAGCGCUUUGGCAGAUCCCACAGGGCAAGUUGACAAAUACCCAGAGGUGGUUUUCCUAGGAACCGGAUCUGCCAUCCCAAUGAAAAUCCGCAAUGUUAGCUCCAUCAUUCUAAACAUCGACACGACCCGAUCUGUGCUGUUAGACUGUGGCGAGGGGACCUUCGGACAGCUGUGCCGUCACUAUGGCAGCGAAGUGGACGAGGUUCUCUGCAAGAUAGUUGCCAUAUUUAUUUCCCACCUGCACGCGGACCAUCACACGGGCUUGUUAAAUGUAUUGCUCCAGAGAGAGCGAGCUUUGAAGUUUCUGGGGAAGGCGUUCAGCCCGGUCCUCCUUGUGACUCCAAUCCAGAUCAUGUCUUGGCUUCAACAGUACCAUGACAAUUGCCAGGAGAUUCUGCGCCACAUUAAUGUGAUUCCUGCUCGCGCUCUCCUGGACGGAGCUGAAGUUACAAAGUUAAGAACUCAAGACUUGAUUCGUUCCUUGUUGAACAAACUCGAACUGGUCAAGUUUCAGACCUGUGUGGUGCGUCACUGUAAGAACGCCUUUGGAUGUUCGCUGCAGCACAAGUCAGGCUGGAAAAUGGUUUACUCCGGUGACACCAUGCCCUGCCCAGCUCUGGUUCUGAUGGGACAGAAUGCAGACUUACUGAUUCACGAAGCUACACUGGAGGAUGGACUGGAGGAAGAGGCUGUGGAAAAAACCCACAGCACCACUUCCCAGGCCAUCAGUGUUGGGAUGAAGAUGAACGCUAAGUUUAUUAUGUUGAACCAUUUCAGCCAAAGAUAUGCCAAGAUCCCCCUCUUCAGCGCUGACUUCAAUGAGAAAGUUGGGAUUGCUUUCGACCACAUGAGGGUGAGGUUUGGAGAUUUCGGAGUGAUCCCCAGGUUGUUUCCCCCACUGAAAGCCUUGUUUGCUGAGGAGAUCGAGGAGAUGGAGGAGCGACGAGAGAAGCGGGAGCUUCGGCAGCUGAAGGAAGCCCUGAGCGUGGAUGUGGCCAACGGGAGUGUGGGACAUGGUCUUCCCUCCUCCGCACCGGCUACCGAAGGUCCGGCCUCCGUGACCUCAGCCAGGAGCCCAGCCGGCAGCACCAAACGCGACUUGGAGGAGCCGGAUCCUGACACGGAGCGCAAGAAACUCAAACUGAGCCGGAAUGUGGCAGAGAACUGAGCUGCUUCCCAAACGCCUGAGCUGAGGGGCGUUGGCAGUGAAAGCGAGCGAGACGAGAGAGAGAGAGCCACCAACACGGGGUCAAGGCUGUGUUGUAUGGAUGACCAGAACCUUGUUUCCAACACUGCAGGAAAGAGCACAGAAUAAUUGCGUGCGGGGUGUAUAUUGUGAAGGGGAGAGUGUGUGCGUGUGGGAGAGAGAGAGAGAAGGGGUGGUGAGAGGG
Molecule: messenger RNA, 1599 nt
Organism: Callorhinchus milii (elephant shark)
Lineage: Eukaryota; Metazoa; Chordata; Chondrichthyes; Chimaeriformes; Callorhinchidae
Gene: elac2
Product: elaC ribonuclease Z 2
Biological process (GO): mitochondrial tRNA 3'-end processing
Cellular component (GO): mitochondrion
Molecular function (GO): 3'-tRNA processing endoribonuclease activity
Source: RefSeq, a predicted model, not a curated record